UUUAAAAGGACUAAUAUCUUUUUAAAAUUAGAGUUCUGUUGUUAAGCGAGUAUUUGUACAAUACCUUCCACUACAGCUCCCAUUUGCAAGUUGAAAUGGAGGUCAGCGAGCAAGAAUUAGAGCCUUCCAGCUUAGUUCCCGAGCCCAAGCAGCCCUCUCCCAGAAAAGUUAAAAUAAAGGUAGAAAGCGACACGGAUGAGGAAUAUCUUCCGGGAGGCAAGAAAAAGAAGGGAAAGGCCUUGAAAACGCCCAAAAAAGAAAAAUCCGAAUCUCCGAAGGUGAAAAAAUCAAAACUGAAACGAAAGAAGCAGGAACAUAAACUGUGGACUUGCAGACGCUGCUUGCAAGAGUUUGACACUCGAAAAGGCUUAACCGAUCACGCGAAAAUUCAUCACGAGAAUAAAACCUCCGACGAGCAUACUUUUAAAUAUGACGACGAGCAGGACUUGUACUACUGUAACACUUGUUCGGCCGAAUAUCAGACUCAAGAGGAGGUAGAAAAACACAUCGUGAAAGUCCACGAAGAAUUUUACUCUUGCGAGGUAUGCCACCACCAAUCUAAAAAAGCUUAUUCCUUCGCUAUCCACAUGAAAACGCAUUCCAAAGACGAUAUGAUGGUCUGUCCUCUAUGCAGCUAUAGCACUCCGAGAAGAACGUGCCUUCAGACGCACAUUAACCGAGUACACUACCAUAAGUUUUAUUACACUUGUGGAACGUGCGGCAAAGGCUUCAACGACUCGGUGAUUUUUAAAGAGCACGGCAACGAGCACAUGGGCAUCAAACCUUUUAUUUGCGUGGUCUGUAACAAGGCUUUUUGUUACUCCAGAUACAUGACCAUUCAUCAGGUGAGACAUCACACUGUUCACAUUGAAGGAACUUUGCAUAAAACCCAAUGCAGCAUUUGUCUGAAAGUUUUCUCUAAAGUGGACACGUUGUUGAAACACAUCACCACAAAACAUAGAGCCGGUGAAGAUAAGAAUGAAAAAAGACACUUGUGCGACUUGUGCGGAAAAGGUUUUGGUACCAGCGACAAGUUGAAAAUCCAUUACAGGAUUCAUACUGGUGAAAAACCGUUUUCUUGUCGAUUCUGCGAGAAACGCUUCACUAAAAAAGAUUAUCUGAUUAUGCACGAGAGAAUCCAUACCGGCGAGAAACCGUAUCCUUGCGAGUACUGUGGAAAAUGCUUUAACCAAGCUUGCUCUCUGAGAAUUCACGUACGAGGACACACAGGAGAACGUCCUUAUAUCUGUCAAAUAUGUAACGGUGGAUAUAUAUCACGAGGAUCACUCAAUUUACACAUCAAGACUUGUAACGGCAUGAGAAGUGACAUGGCUAAUGACAUGGUUUAAAAGAAGCAACGUAUUUAUAUGUAGGUAGAUUAGUUUUAUAGAGUUCAUUUUGAUUUGUUCGUUCCGUUUUCAUAUUGUUAAAUUUUUUAUAUCAAUGAUUUUUACUUAGAGUAAAGAUUACUUUUGUGCAAUUUGUUAUAUUGUUUUCGAAGAAACGCAAAAUAUAAUAAAGCUGUGUAGUUUGUUUUAUUGUUGGGAAAAUAAAUAUAAUUUAUUUAGAAAGAAAGAGAGAAAAUAUAUUAUGUAUAUUUAGAAAUAACUUAUAUGGCUAGGUAUUGUAUAAAGUACAUGUAUAAAAUCGUACUAUUGCUGGUAAAUGGUUUUAGAGAAAACAAAAAAUAUAUUAUUACUAGGAUUAGUUUAAAAAAAUCUAUAUUAAAUUUGUAUAAAUCUGAAUUAAAAUGCAAAGAAAUUAUUUAUAUAGGUGGUAUUUCUAUAUUUCAGUGGUUCAUAUUUAUUGACCAAGUCUGCUGCCUGGCAAAAUUAACUUUUACUGAUAGUUCUGUCAAAGUUGGUAAACUUUUAUAAUAAAAACAAAAACUAUAACUUUUCAUAACCUUGUUGUAACAUCCAAAUUUGUUAUUUCUUUAAGAUAUAAUAAAUUUUAACAUAUUUUUUUAUAAAAAUACAUAAUAAUAUAAUACAUAAGAAAAUAUAUAAAAAUAUAUUGGACUUGAUGAAUAAACCUCUAAUAUAAUGUAUAUGUUACAGUGAAAGUUCAACAAAUCCAGUAAAUGUUGACAAAUCACUAGGAUAUGCUAACAGUUACCAAAGUUUACAGAUUCUGUAAACUUUGCAGUUACGCACUGGGCCAGUGAAUAUCGUAUUUAAAAAAAAUCGAUUUUUACAGGUAAUUAUUAGCACUCACUAGUGAGAGUAAAAUUUACUAAAAGUUAUCAGUAAACGUUAUUCCAUUCCAUUAUACAGGGUGAUCGAAACUGGUCUGUUUUAACAGUGAAAACCUAUUUCCUGACUAGAUCCCAGACUAGAUAAAUUACAUAGACAUAUGUAGAUGUCAUGGGCUCAACUUCUGAGACACGGUUAAUGACAUAAAUCACCUGUUGGUAUUUUCACUGCCAACUGACAUACGGGGUCUUUUUGAAUUUUUUACCUUUUUGAAAAUUGCCAAAA
Messenger RNA from Sitophilus oryzae (rice weevil), 2480 nucleotides. RefSeq names its product zinc finger protein 569-like. The transcript has 2 exons. The record is from RefSeq and is a predicted model, not a curated record. Gene Ontology annotation, molecular function: DNA-binding transcription factor activity, RNA polymerase II-specific; RNA polymerase II cis-regulatory region sequence-specific DNA binding. Gene Ontology annotation, biological process: regulation of transcription by RNA polymerase II. Lineage: Eukaryota; Metazoa; Arthropoda; Insecta; Coleoptera; Curculionidae. The coding region runs from base 96 to 1349 and encodes 417 amino acids. Gene Ontology annotation, cellular component: nucleus.